AUGCUGGAUUCUUCCUCCUCUUCCGGGGGAGAGAUCACCAAGGAAUGGCUUCGCAAGCACUGCCGGAGAUUAGGGCUCUAUGUCACGCCCUCUCUCAAUGACAAGCUCUAUCUCCACUACCAGGGCUUUGGAGAGAUCAAGAACCUGGAAGAAUACACUGGACUGAAGAUGCUGUUCCUCGAAGGGAAUUUCUUUGAGUCUUUGGAUGGUCUACAGCCACUGGCGGAAUUACGAUGCUUGUACGUCCAGAAGAAUCAAAUUGCUUGUAUCAACCAUCUCGAGGAUCUUAAAAUGCUGGACACCUUGGAUCUCAGUAACAACUGCUUGAAAACGCUCGAGAAUCUCUCGGCUUGCCCGAGCCUCAAGGUCCUGCAAGUCUCAAACAACUAUCUCAAGUCUGUGGAAUCCAUCGAGCACCUCAAAGACUGUACCUCGAUAUGCGUUCUCGACGUAUCGUCCAACAAACUUGACGAUGGAGAGGGAGUUUUGGGAGUUCUUAAAGCCAUGCCCGAGCUUACCGUGCUUUACUUAUCCGGUAAUCCAUGCGUAACGAACCUGCAGCCCUAUCGCAAGACUGUGAUCUCGAGUCUUCCCAAGCUCAACCAUCUGGAUGAUCGGCCAGUGUUUUGGGACGAGCGUCUUUGUGCCGAGGCUUGGGCCAGAGGUGGAUAUCAAGCUGAGCAAGAGGAACGAGAGCGUGUUAAAGCUAUAAGGAGCGAAAUGGAGAUAAAGCAACUGGAAAGCAUGAGAAAGAUAAGAAACGAUGCUCUCGAAGAAAGAGCCCGGUUGGAAGCUGUGGAAGCGAUGGAGGAGGAGGAGAGAAGUACCAAGGACGCGCAAGUUGAGGCAUGCUUUCAAAGUCGGGAGUCUACCGCUGUAGCCGAGGAGGUCGAAGAGGAGCUGGAGACUUCUGGCUCCGAGUGUUUCACUCUGGACAGUGAUACUGAGAACUACAACGACAUCGAGCUUACACGAUCAGACGAGCAGAGGCUUGGCUCGGAUACUCCUGUGACAAACGAGGAGAUGACAGAGACCAAGGAGGACGAACGAAAGGACAGUUCUGGGACGAUAGAGAACCUUAGUCCAGAGACAAAAGAGGACGAACAGAAGAUUUUCUCGAAGAAAUCUCAGGACGAACGAGUGCUUAACUUGAACACAAGGGAAGACGAACACACGGUCAGUGAGACCAAAGAAGAGGACGAACAGAAGCUUAGCUCGGCAGCCGAUGCAAAGGACAAUAGUGUCUGUUAAAAUUGAACGGACAAAUGUAG
Messenger RNA from Selaginella moellendorffii, 1271 nucleotides. RefSeq names its product dynein assembly factor 1, axonemal. The transcript is spliced from 8 exons. Gene Ontology annotation, molecular function: protein binding. The record is from RefSeq and is a predicted model, not a curated record. Lineage: Eukaryota; Viridiplantae; Streptophyta; Lycopodiopsida; Selaginellales; Selaginellaceae. The coding region runs from base 1 to 1251 and encodes 416 amino acids.